This is a messenger RNA of Setaria italica (foxtail millet), 3358 nucleotides long. RefSeq lists its product as uncharacterized. Gene Ontology annotation, molecular function: sequence-specific DNA binding; metal ion binding; DNA-binding transcription factor activity. The record is from RefSeq and is a predicted model, not a curated record. NCBI's taxonomy places the organism in Eukaryota, Viridiplantae, Streptophyta, Magnoliopsida, Poales, Poaceae. Gene Ontology annotation, biological process: regulation of salicylic acid biosynthetic process. The coding region runs from base 175 to 3090 and encodes 971 amino acids. The transcript has 19 exons. Gene Ontology annotation, cellular component: nucleus.
CAUUUUUGGCUUUUCCAAUCUUCACCAUCCCUUCUGCUCAUCAUAUCUGCCCUUCCCCUCUGCACCAGCUCGUUCUUCGCCGGCAGUGGGAUGUCGCUCUCGCCCUCUGCUUCGCAGUGAGGUGGUGGAGGGGCAGGCGGCGGCGGAUCUGCUCGCCAGUUGUGGAUACUGGAGAUGGUGGGCAUCACAAAAAAGAGGAGCUGCAUCACAAACUCACAAGGAAGGGGGCGUCAGGGGCUGAUGGACCUCGACCCCUACUCCACGAGCGCGAGCUCAGCUGAUGACGCAUCUCCAGAGAGAACUAAACGUAGAAGACGACGGACUCCGUCUUCAGGAAAUGCUAGGAAAAAUGAGUUACCGUUCUUUUUUUUGAAGGAGCUGUUAACAUGCUCUCAGGGCAAUGAGAUCCUAGAGAUGAUAAAAUUACUCAAAGUGGAAUUUCACAAACAAUCGAAGCAGAAUAAGGAUGACAUUAGUGAAAUACACAAACAGUUGGAGAAGGUUCUUGAAAAUCAAAAUGUUCAGAGCAAAGAAUUGAAGAAGCUCCGCAAACAAUCAGAGCUUCAUACUAACGGCACAAGUCAUGCUUCUGAUGCUCCAAGAUCACAAUCAAAUCAACUGCAGCCACCUAGAUACCGACUGGUAUUCACAUCUGGGAAUAUUGACACAAUUGAAAAAGGGCAAACCAUAGAUAUAAGUGUAGCUCUAGUUGAGGGUAAUAAUGAUCAAACUGUAGAAAAUGGACCCCUUGCUUCUGCAACAGUUGAGUUGGUUGUCGUUAACGCAGAGUUCAAUGAACACGAUAAUCAACACAAUUGGUCCAGAGAGGAAUUUGAGUACUACAUGAAAAAACCACGUCGUGGAAAUACGGCAACAGGAGAUGUGGAUCAGUCAGUAAAAUCAAUAGUUAGUAACGGUCGAUUUAACCUUGUUCAUGGAGCUAAAUGUCAUAGUGGUUCUAGAAUAUUCGAAAACUCCAGUAACAAGAAGGUUAGGUUUGGGGUGAUGGUAGUGUCGCCAACUGAAGAACGAGUUCUAGAAGGAUUAUCAAAUCCUUUCUUUGUGCGGGGCCAUGACCGGCCAGGAAGACAAAAUAACUUGCGCCAUAACAGCUCAAACAGGCAAAGGCACGCUAUGGUUGGCAAUGAAAAUCAAGAAGAAAAUAGCCCAAUGCCUAACCUGCAACACCCGUGUCGGAUAAAUUCAACUCAAACUGAGGGAAACAGUUUGGAUAUGAUUGGGGGACGAUCACAGCUUCCAAUUACAACUACAGAACCAUCUAUCAGUCUACAGGCUUUGAUACAACCAUACCUUGAUCCUGCUAUGACAAGGAUGCCCCAAGCUAUUUGCAGACAAAACGGGCAAGCUAUGGUUGGCAAUGAAAAUCAAGAAGAAAAUAGCCCAAUGCCUAACCUGCAACACCCGUGUCGGAUAAAUUCAACUCAAACUGAGGGAAACAGUUUGGAUAUGAUUGGGGGACGAUCACAACUUCCAAUUACAACUAUAGAACCAUCUACCAGUCUACAGGCUUUGGUACAACCAUACCUUGAUCCUGCUAUGACGAGGAUGCCCCAAGCUAUUUGCAGACAAAGCGGGCAAGCUAUGCUUGGGAAUGAAAAUCAAGAACAAAAUAGCCCAAUGCCUAACCUGCCACACCUGUUUUGGAUAAAUUCAACUCAAACUGCGGGAAACAGUUUGGGUAUGAUUGGGGGACGAUCACAGUUUCCAUUUCCAGCUACAGAAUCAUCUAUCAAUGCUUUGAUAACAUCAUACCCUUAUCCUGAUUCUCUGUGGGUGGACCAAGCUUUUCCAGGACAAAACGAUACGCGAUUCACUACAAACCCAACAACACUUGCAGUGCAACUUGUAUGGGAUAGGCCUAAUGUGGAGCCGAGCAAGCGUCAUUGGAACCUUCUUGAUCAGCUCAUGCCACUGCCAAAAUUUAAUAAACCUACUACGCGCCUCAUGCAAGAGCACUUAGACCCACUGACUAUCAUAGCAAUGGAAGUCAUGCAGACUCGUCGGAACAGAGGUGUUAUCAUUGAGCCACUUGAGCCUGAUGAUUCAGAUGAAGAGCGACAAUUGAAGAGGAAGAUGUGCAGUAAAUACGAAUUGCGAUUUUUGAAUAAGGUGUGCGGGGCCUAUCACACAAGGGAUCCAAUAAAAGCAGAUGAUGGGAACCUUCUCAAAGUUGCUUUGUUCGAUGAGAACAACAUAAAGAUCACAUAUGGUCCCCUGUCUUCAGCUUCUGUUCAGAUCGUAGUUCUCCAUGGUGACUUCAAUGACCACGGUCAGGAUUACUGGACUUCAGAGGAGUUCGGUCGCUACGAAGUGUGUCCACGGCCUGGAGAAGAAGCAUCAUCAGUCCUAGGAGGUAAUUGUAUCUUAGUUCUAGCUGAUGGAGAGGCAUGUCUUGGUGAUGUCUUUUUCCAGAUGACAUCCUAUUGUGCUAGAACUGGAAAGUUCAAGUUGGGUGUAAGGCUAGCUAGCACCCAUGAAGAGAGAAUUCAAGAAGGAGUAUCAGAACCAUUCUGGGUGAAGGAUCGUCAUUUUGCAGGGCAAGCUCUGGUCGACAAUAAUUAUCAAGAACAAAAUAAUCCAAUGCCUAACCUGCCACACCUGUCACCGAUAAAUGCGGGAAACAGUUUUGAUUUGAUUGGGGGACGAUCAAAGCUUCCAAUUCCAGCUACAGAAUCAGCGACAAUGAAGCAAAAGAUCGUGAUCAGGGUGGAGAUGACGUGCGCCCGGCGCCGGACCACGGCGAUGCAGCUGGUGGCGGCCACGCCCGGGGUGGAUUCCGUGGCGCUCGCCGGCGACGCCAGGGACCAGCUCGUCGUCGUCGGCCACGGCGUCGACCCCGUCCGCCUCGUCACGGCGCUGCGCAAUAAGGUCGGGCCCGCGAAUUUAUUGCAGGUCGGCGCUGAGGCCAAGAAGGAGGGCGGCGGCGACAAGAAGACCCCCGCAGCCGCCGCCGCCGUGCCCCUGCCCCCGUACGUGCCGCAGCCGCUGAGCUACGAGCGACCCAUCCUGCCCCCGUACGUGCCGCAGCCCUUUUACGGGUCGAGCGGCAGGGACUGCUCCAUAAUGUAGAGGAGACACGACGUGCGGAUUCCUCUCUGUUUUGAAACGGUGCGCCGUGCGCGGCUACGGGUAGGAGGACAACGAACGACCGAAGGGUAGAGUUUUUUUUUUUGUUUCCUUAAAAAAUAAUAGUAAAGGUGUAGAUUUCGUUGGGCUUCGAUAUCCACCUGCUGUGUGCGUGCCCAAGACCCAGUCUGUAUGUAGCCCAUUCAUGUUAACAAUUCCCAUCGCACUUUUUGAUCCUAAAGCUAAAGUUUAGUCCGUGUCAUAUUGAAUA